UUUAUACUAGGUAGUCGGUAAACCCUAAAUCAGUUGGCGGGCCUAAUUCAUAGCCCCGGCCAUUAAGUUGUCCACGAUAUAUGGCUAGUGCAAGCGAAGAGUUCAGGCUCGUAUCCCCUGGCUUCGACCACGCGGGCAGGUUUCCUCGAAAGUACACAAUUGAAGGGCAGGGUGCGGCGAAGAACUUGUCGCCGCCUUUGGAGUGGUACAAUUUGCCGGAGGGGACGAAGAGCUUGGCGCUAGUGGUACAAUACAUUGAUGCCCCGGAUCCCGGUUCACCCAUCGUGCCGUGGGUGGUGUGGGUGGUGGCAGACAUUCCUCCCACGCUGACCGGGUUGCCCGAAGGAGUGUCGGGCAAGUGUGAAGAGCUGGGCGGGGACUAUUCUCAGAUCAGGGAAGGGAAAAACGACGACAAGGUCAUCGGAUGGCGUGUGCCCAAGUUGCCUUCGCCCGGGCACCGUUUGGAGUUUCGACUUUUUGCUCUUGAUGCCAAUCUCAAUCUUGGAAACAAGCCGACAAAGGACAAGCUGCUAGAGGCUGUGGAGAGCCAUAAUCUUGCAGAGGCGGUCCUGAUUGCCAAGUUCUGAAUUCUGAAUUGCGGCACCUAUGCUUAACAAAACGGUACAACAUGAGAACUUGAGUCACACAAGCCUCAACAACGCUUGCUUGGAGAUACUACACUCCAAGACUUCAACCGCUCUGACUCCUCGCCCAAGACUUCAACACUAAGAUUACAGACUUGGUAUGAAAGUUACUUCGGUUUUUGAUCUCCAGUUUCACAGCCAGUCCCCUGAUUAUUGGUUUCCGAUU
Cuscuta campestris is the source of this 810-nucleotide messenger RNA. Lineage: Eukaryota; Viridiplantae; Streptophyta; Magnoliopsida; Solanales; Convolvulaceae. The record is from the annotation of a GenBank genome assembly.